Temnothorax curvispinosus is the source of this 5728-nucleotide messenger RNA. Its product is annotated as protein abrupt-like. The transcript is spliced from 11 exons. Gene Ontology annotation, biological process: regulation of transcription by RNA polymerase II. Gene Ontology annotation, molecular function: protein binding. NCBI's taxonomy places the organism in Eukaryota, Metazoa, Arthropoda, Insecta, Hymenoptera, Formicidae. Bases 2206 to 4053 code for a protein of 615 amino acids. The record is from RefSeq and is a predicted model, not a curated record. Gene Ontology annotation, cellular component: nucleus.
GACGCCGAAAGCGUAAAGAGAGCCAUAAUUCGCCGGGCCGUCCCGCAAUCAGGUUCGUGCUUUAUAAAUCCGCCUUACUCGUGACAUCCUUCGUGACGAAAAAAAAAAGGACGGUAGUGUGUAUCUUUUUACUUAUGUUACUCCGGUUGUACUGUCUCGUACAAUCCUCGCUCUGCGUGCAACUAGGCGAGAAAGAGCGACGUACGCGUGCGUUUUAAAGCGAUUCAUUGAUCCUUAACACGCGUAGCAUCGCGCGUGGCUUCGCGGUUCGUAUUGUCGCGCUUCUGGAGGAGACGAGUCGAGUGUUGCCGCGCAAGGAAGAGAAAAGCUUCGGAACUAGUGGUGCUCUGAGCGAGGCGGGGAAGAAAAUGAAAAGGAACUCUGUGCUUCGUUGACAGCUUCGCGCGCCGGAGGUCGUCCUACCCGUCACUCCUGGACUCCUAUCAGUUGACGCCGACUCUUCGUUUCACAACACAAUUCUCUGGAUUCCCAUCUUUUGCAUCAAUCAAUUUCCACAUGUCGCACCAUAUCGGGACGAAGGGACUCUUCGUUCAUUAUUAUUUUCAACCACUAGUACGAGACUAGCUACCGCAGAGAAAAAUACAAACCACAGAUACCAAAGAUUCCAGAACGGAGGAAAGAAGAGUGGGUAACCUGAAACACAAAAGAAUUAAACGAAAAGAAAAAGAAAGGAAAAGUGAAUAAGAGCCGGAAGGGGAAUGGUAAGCAAGAAUACCAGAAUAAGACAAAGUGUUUGUCAUAUAAAUAUUAAGGAUAAAAGAGCGAAGAAGAACCUUUGUAGGCUCAUUUCCCGGCAUUGGAUGUCGGACUGACGCGUCGACCGCGACGCAGAAGAAUAGAAGGUGCAAGCAUUUCGGUAUGCGCGAAAAAGUGAUAUACGCUGACAUCUCCGAGGAAGAGUUAAACAUUAAGAAGGGGCGAGAGAAAAAGAGAAGAUUUAUUUCCAUCAUAGGCUUGCAAGCCAGGAAGCGCGAUGGCGUAAUGCAAAUAGUUCCUCGAAAACUCGAAUCCGACCAUCAAUAUUACACAAGCGAAGUGGCCAAAUAAUCAAAAUAAAAAAAGUAGCCACUUCAAUUUUGGGGAAUUUCUACUGCACAUUUGUUAAGAUUGAUUUAAAAAUUUGGCAGGUUUUUUACCUGCGGUUAAGAGACUGCGACUCUGUCUCAAUGACCAUGUUUUAUUAAAAAUUUCGAGGAUAUGUAAAACUUUGAGAGUAUUGGACAUCGCUGAAGUUCGAGGUGCAACUAUUGCCACGUGUAUUUUAGCUGACUUUCCAUCAGGCCGGAUAGAUACUAUACUUUUGUACAGAUACUACAGUAUCUGGAACUAUUUGGUACUAUAAACUAAAGAAGAAGUAUCCAAGAAGUUCAACGCAGGACAUCUCUAAGUGUUUAUAACGUCGAAGAGUCGUUCUCUAAUAGAGAAUCUCUAUAUUGUCAAAAAAUAUGUGUAUUUUUUGACAAUUCCUUAUAUUCAAUUUGUGGCAUUUCAACAUACUUUUCUUAAAAGUGUGAUUAAGCAUAAUCAUCAUUCAUACAUCGUAUGAAUACAAUUUGAAAUAUCUCUACCUGGCGUAAUCGAUUUGGCAUCUGUGGAGAACAAAUUAGAAACAGUAGAGGACGCCGGACGCCAACCGCGAGCCAUCAAAAUAAGCAAUAGCGUCAGUAGCGUAACUUCGCGAAAUACAUACGGCAGCCCUAUCAUCUUGUGUUCUCGGUGUCGUCGACGUUUUUACCACGCGCUUCCAGGUGCCACUUCUAUCAUGACCCAAGUACUAUGAAAUUCUUCAACGUGGUGCACGCGAAGUUUCCCUUAUAUCUACUUUUAUUUGGGCGCUCAGUUUUCAUUUGUUGGCUCGCACUUCUGACGACGGCCGUCGCGUUAAGAGAUAUCCGUGACGAUCUUUACCGAAGCAUCAACAUCGAACAAUUGCAGUACGAGGUCGGGCGCCGUGACUCGAGUUACUCGAGUAAUUACGCUCAGUCGGCUCAGUGUAAAUUCGGGUGCGAUUGAGUCGGGAGGAACGAGAGCGGGAGAUUUCGAGAAACAGAGAAAGCGGAAGCGCGCGAGUGCGAACUAAAGAGAACCGGUGAACGUGAAGUGGUGGCCCGAGGGUGGAGUGAAGCACGAGGAGCGGUGAGCACGAUAGCACCGCGGGUCGUGAGUCUCAAGGGGACGGACGCCAUGGCGGCUUCUUCGUCCUCGUCGACUGGCGGAGAGCAGCAAUACUCUCUCAGAUGGAACGACUUUCAGGCGAGCAUCCUCAGCUCCGUACGUCAGCUGAGAGAUGUGGAAGACUUUGUCGACGUCACGCUCGCCUGCGACAGCUGCAGCUUUACCGCGCACAAGAUCGUUCUUUCGGCAUGCAGUCCCUACUUCCGAAACCUGCUCAAGGCAAAUCCAUGUCCUCAUCCAAUUGUAAUCCUGAAGGACGUAGCAUCGUCGGACAUGGAGUCCUUGCUGCGUUUCAUGUAUCACGGGGAAGUACACGUGGGCCAAGAGCAGCUACCUGCCUUCCUGAAGACGGCUCAGAUGCUUCAAGUGCGAGGUUUGGCGGACGUUAAUAGCGGCGCCACGAAAAUUCCGUCGUCGUCGGCCGGCAACAACGGUAGCGCACCUGCGACCCCGCGUAAUUGGCAGGAUAACGGAAGAGGGGAUCUCAAUGAAAGUGAGUUGAGCCCACCGGAAAAGCGAGCGAGAAGUUACAGUCCGCCAAUGGGUAACCAUGUCGAACCAAAGUCGGAUCUUCAGGAAUCCUUGUUAGGUCAGGCACUCGAAGGUGGUCCCACGAUACACACGACAUCCACAAACAAUAUACAGGCACAGUCGACUGGCGAGGACUCGAAUUCUAUGUCGGAAAACGAGGAAGAUAUUUCGAACCACGGCAGCAUCCUGAACGCAGUGAAGACCGAGCCGAGUGACAUUCUAAAUGACUCUUUAGAACACCAUCGAAACAGCUUCCCCACAGCAUUGUUGAGUCUUCAAGGGAUGAACAUGCCAGGACCCUCCGGUAUGCAUCAGGUAGCCAAUCAGGAUGCAAAUUAUGUAGUCAAUCGACGAAGUCUGGAUAUGAUUCGGGUUCGUGCAACGGAUCCUAGGCCUUGUCCGAAGUGCGGAAAGAUGUAUCGUUCAGCACAUACAUUGCGCACUCAUUUGGAAGACAAACACACAGUCUGUCCGGGAUACCGCUGUGUCUUGUGCGGCACAGUGGCGAAGUCGCGGAAUUCCCUACAUUCUCACAUGUCGAGACAACAUCGGGGCAUCAGCACGAAAGACCUUCCAGUUAUGCCGAUGCCCAGUAAAUUCGAUCCCGAGUUGGCGUCCCGUCUCUUGGCCAAGGCAGGAGUCAAGGUGAGUCCGGCUGAACUACGCGCACGGGCCAGUCCAACGGCGUCUCGAAGAAGUGACAUGAGGUUGGAACCACCUCGUGCAGGCGCGUCCGAAGCUGACAGCUGCGGCGGUGAUGAUCCGGAAGAUCUUACCGUGCCCCUUAGUCUUAGGUACAGUUCGCCAAUUUCGAACACCGUCAUUACUAAGGUAAGCGGGAACAGCAACAGUAGCACCAAUAGCAAGAAUUCGACGCUCGCUGUCAAGUCCCUGGAUUCUAUGCAUGGUAAUGGCGACCUCAACAUGGCACCAUUGCUCCCACACGGCAGCCAUCAUCCAGGCCACAAUACCAGUGCGAUUGUUGGACACUCGCCCCUCUUGGACACCUAUUUGCAGCUUAUUGCAGAGAGCUCUGGUCUAUCGACGAUAGGACUUAAUCCAGAGCAUGCGGCCGCCGCAGCAGCUAAGUUGCGUAUGAGUAUUGAAAAGCACGGCGGUCGUAGCUUGGAGGAUUAUCCUAUGAUCGGCAGAGACGAAGGUCGAGGCACUGCAGUUGUCCACGAGGACAGACAGGAAUAUGGCAGACACAGUGGACUUGUCGACGAAGUGGAUUCGUCAGGUGCGGAGGACGACGAGUUUAGCGAGAAUGAGGAGCCAGACGUGAUAAAGUCAGAAAUGUUAAAGUCAGAAGUAAAAAAAGAUUAGCUCCUCCCUCUUAGAAUAGCUAAUGAUUACAAAAGGCAUCAUCGAAGUUACUGAUAAUUCUUCGAGAUGAUCUACGGCAACAUAAAUUGACGACAAUUUAUGGUUAAUGAAGAAAGAGGAGGUAAUAUGUGCCAGAUCGUCCAUCCGAGAAAUCGACCGAUGAUUCUUGUUUCUUAUUGCGUGCUAUUGUUACGCGGAAUGGUUUGUGAAGUCUAUUGGAUGUCAGACAUGUUUAAAGAGUUAAAAAGUCUCUGAAAUAUUUUAGAGACCAUAGGCCGACCAUACAAACGAUGCGUGGACAAGCUUGCUUGUUGGACUAGAGUCACUUAAUUGCCACUACGACAAGUAAGCUCUCAUAUGUAUAUGUGCAAAACCGUGUACAUAUACAAACACAUAUACGCGCGCGCACACACAUAUAUACAUACAGACACACACAUACGUACACACGCGCGUAACGCGUAUACGCGAAGAAGCACUUACAUAUAUGCCACAAAUAUUCCAUCCAUCUACCUCAGUGCACAUAAUAGAUGAUAGAACAGACUAAGUCGAAUCUCAGUAGAUGAAGAGAAGAUGAAGUACGCCGUUGGAUCGCAGAAUAACAAUGAUCACAAGGUUUGACGAUUGCUGCAAGUCUCGAGAUAUUGAACAUGAUGAUUAGGGAAGGCAAUUUUGCUGUUUAUUUCAAAAGUUUAAGCGACUUGAAAAUUUGAAGUGCUAAUUAACGAUAUUUGUUAUUAUAUUAUCAUUAUUAUGAAUGUUCAAUACAUGGUUAGAUAUAUUACUUGGAUUUAUAGAAACAUUAGACACGCAAACGACAUUUAGCUACUUAAAAAUUAUUUUUAUUUGGGUAACGCGCGUAACGAUAUAAUGUCAUGCCGUAUUUAUUAGAUGCACCAGAUUAACACAUUGAUAUAUGGAUUAUACGUUAAACAUACAUAUGAAUGGCACUCAGUUUCAUGAAAAAUUCUGCAGGAAGUCAAAUAUUUUUUUCAUAAUUUAUUUUUUUGCUAUAAAACAAAAAAAAACCAUUAUUGGACGACAAGACUUUUCACGACAAUUUUGUUAUUUUUUAUUUAAAUGACGAUUUAUUUAAAUGGCUUUCUCGAAAACAAAGUCAUUUGUAUAUGAAUGCUUCGUGUAACGUGGUGUCAAUGUGUUAAUAAUGUUUAAUGCACUUACAACUGUUUCUGCUCGCAAAGAAUAAAAAAUAUUGGUGUGGAUCGUAAAUAUCCACAAGCGGUUGCGAGCGCACCGAGAACCAUUAUAGACUUUAUUCACGAUAUAAGUACGGUAAUAAUUAUAUUUCAGUCUUGCUCCAAUUAAAUAUUCUUCGGUGAAACUUAAAUACAAUUGUUCACAUCAUCAGUUUGUUCAAGUUUCGAUAAUAUAAUAUAUGAUAAUAUAAUAUCAUUGAAUUUUUUAGAUAAAUAUUUUGUCAGAAAAGUACCAUAUUUUUCUUUAACUUUACGAUAAUAAAUAUAAUUACCUACGUGAUCCGUUAAAGUGCUCAAAUAGGUAGUUAUAAAGUGCAUCUACUUUUCAAAAAAAGGCCAAUUUAUUUGAAUUGCAGUUUGUUACAAAGAGAAAAUGCCUUUUUUUAAACAAGUAACAUAUCCUCUAAGAAAAAUUGGGGAAUUCUGUAAAAAGCGUGUACAAUUAAUAAUUUUGCAAUUUA